This is a messenger RNA of Brassica napus (rape), 1514 nucleotides long. Its product is annotated as pectin acetylesterase 7. The transcript is spliced from 13 exons. The coding region runs from base 227 to 1402 and encodes 391 amino acids. The record is from RefSeq and is a predicted model, not a curated record. Gene Ontology annotation, biological process: cell wall organization. Gene Ontology annotation, cellular component: plant-type cell wall. Gene Ontology annotation, molecular function: pectin acetylesterase activity. NCBI's taxonomy places the organism in Eukaryota, Viridiplantae, Streptophyta, Magnoliopsida, Brassicales, Brassicaceae.
AUAUAAUUAUAAAGAAAGUUAUAAAGUAAAAGGUGUAUUUUUUUAUUUGCAACUUGUGGAUGAUUGUAUUAUAUAAUUGAGAAGACAACAAAUGGCUGGCUUCCAUAAACUCUCUAAAGCUCUUCCUUUCAGAUUCCUCUCUAUCCAUUUCAUAAACUCGCCACAAAAAAAUCAGUUUCUCUCUCUGUAAGCAAAGAAAACUAAAGGACGAUCCAUUCUCACAAGAAUGGGGAAGCUUAAGCAAUGUUGGUCAAGUGUGCUAGUGUUGUCAAUGGUGGUGAUCGGAACAGGAGCCGUUCCCAUCACUUAUCUACAAAGCGCCGUAGCUAAAGGAGCCGUGUGUUUGGAUGGAAGUGCACCAGCUUACCAUUUCGACAAAGGGUUUGGUUCGGGAGUUAACAACUGGAUUGUUCACAUGGAGGGAGGAGGAUGGUGUACCGAUGUGGCUUCAUGUAUUAAGCGUAAGGGUACAAUGAAGGGUUCGUCCAAAUUCAUGAACAAGGACUUUGGUUUCUCCGGUAUCUUGGGUGGCAAGCAAAACACUAACCCAGAUUUUUACAGUUGGAAUAGAAUCAAAGUACGUUAUUGUGACGGAUCAUCUUUCACCGGCAAUGUAGAAGCUGUUAAUCCGGCGAAUAAGCUGUUCUUCCGCGGUGCACGAGUUUGGCGUGCGGUGAUCGAUGAUCUCAUGGCUAAAGGAAUGAAAAACGCUCAAAAUGCGAUACUCUCGGGUUGUUCAGCCGGAGCAUUGGCGGCAAUUCUACAUUGUGACACUUUCCGCGCCAUACUUCCCCGGACAGCUAGAGUCAAAUGUGUUUCCGACGCUGGUUACUUCAUCCACGGUAAAGAUAUCUCAGGAGGAUCAUACAUACAAUCUUAUUACAGUAAAGUUGUCGCACUCCAUGGAUCUGCAAAGAGUCUUCCUAUUUCAUGCACCUCAAAAAUGAAACCAGAACUCUGUUUCUUCCCGCAAUACGUCGUCCCUUCCAUGCGAACACCGCUCUUUGUCAUUAACGCUGCAUUUGACUCCUGGCAGAUCAAGAACGUUUUGGCUCCGACCGGAGUAGAUAAGCGCAAAGAGUGGGCGAACUGUAAGCUCGAUCUCAAGAAAUGUUCGGCCGCUCAGCUCAGAACUGUCCAAGGGUUUAGAGAUCAGAUGAUGCGUGCAUUGUCUCCGAUCCACAGUACUCCGUCGAGAGGAUUGUUCUUGGACUCGUGUCACGCUCAUUGCCAAGGAGGAAGCGCCGCCUCUUGGUCCGGCGCCAAAGGUCCCCAAGUCGCCAACACGAAAAUAUCGAAAGCAGUGGGAAACUGGUUUUACGGUCGGAGUGCAUUCCAGAAGAUAGACUGCCCUUCGCCGAUUUGCAAUCCCACUUGUCCUGCAAUCUCUACUGAUGAGUAGAUCUUAUAUUAUUGAAAAAGAAAUGUUAUAUUUUUAAUUUCAACUAAAAUAUCUCGAAUAAGACUUCUGCAGCAAAAUUGAAUAAAAGAUUAUGGGGAGGAUUGGUAGUUGA